AUGCCCUCCCUUGAGAACCCCACCUUUCAGAGUGAGGCUCGCUUGCUCCUCGUCUCCAAUCGGCUUCCAAUCACCAUCAAGCGAUCGGAUGAUGGUCGCUAUGACUUCUCUAUGUCCUCCGGUGGCUUGGUCAGCGGAUUGAGUGGCCUGUCCAAGUCCACGACCUUCCAAUGGUACGGCUGGCCCGGUUUGGAGGUUCCGGAGGAGGAGAUUCCCGUCGUGAAGCAACGCCUGAAGCAGGAGUAUAACGCUGUGCCAGUGUUCAUUGAUGACGAGCUGGCAGAUCGUCACUACAAUGGCUUCUCUAACUCUAUUCUCUGGCCCCUCUUCCACUACCAUCCCGGCGAGAUUACCUUUGAUGAGUCCGCCUGGGAGGCAUACAAGGAGGCCAACCGCCUCUUCGCCAAAGCGGUUGCGAAGGAAGUUCAAGAUGGUGACUUGAUCUGGGUGCAUGAUUAUCACUUGAUGCUCCUUCCCGAGAUGCUGCGCGAGGAGAUCGGCCAUAGCAAGGAAAAUGUCAAGAUUGGCUUCUUCCUCCACACGCCCUUCCCUAGCAGCGAAAUCUACAGAAUCCUCCCAGUGCGGAACGAGUUGUUGCUCGGUGUUCUGCAUUGCGACCUGAUCGGGUUCCAUACCUACGACUACACUAGGCACUUCUUGAGUGCUUGCUCACGACUCUUGGGCUUAACAACUACACCUAAUGGGAUUGAAUUCCAGGGCAAGAUCAUUGCUUGCGGUGCCUUCCCUAUUGGCAUCGACCCAGAGAAGUUUGAAGAGGGGUUGAAGAAGGAGAAGGUCCAGAAACGCAUUGCAAUGCUGGAACAAAAGUUCCAGGGCGUGAAGCUCAUGGUGGGCGUGGACCGCCUGGAUUACAUCAAGGGUGUCCCCCAGAAACUGCAUGCCCUUGAGGUGUUCCUUAGCGACCAUCCGGAGUGGGUUGGCAAGGUUGUCCUGGUUCAGGUUGCUGUUCCUAGUCGACAAGAUGUGGAAGAAUACCAGAACUUGAGGGCUGUUGUGAAUGAGCUGGUGGGCCGUAUUAACGGCAAAUUUGGCACCGUUGAAUUCAUGCCUAUCCACUUCCUGCACAAGUCAGUCAACUUUGACGAGCUAAUUGCUCUGUACGCGGUUUCCGACGCCUGCAUUGUUUCGUCGACCCGCGACGGAAUGAACCUCGUUGCCUAUGAGUACAUCGCAACACAGAAGAAGCGUCAUGGUGUCUUGGUGCUUUCCGAGUUCGCGGGUGCCGCUCAGAGCCUUAACGGCAGUAUCAUUAUCAACCCCUGGAACACCGAAGAGCUGGCGGGUGCUUAUCAGGAAGCGGUGACCAUGAGCGACGAGCAGAGGGCCCUCAACUUCUCCAAGCUCGACAAAUAUGUCAAUAAAUAUACAAGUGCAUUCUGGGGCCAGUCCUUCGUGACGGAACUGACUCGCAUCUCGGAGCAUUCAGCGGAGAAGUUCCAUGCUAAGAAGGCUUCUUUCAGCGACAACAACUCCGAGAACGGAGAACGUUCUAACGGUGUAAGUACCCCGGACCAGGAGCAAGUGGCACAGUGA
Molecule: messenger RNA, 1554 nt
Organism: Aspergillus luchuensis
Lineage: Eukaryota; Fungi; Ascomycota; Eurotiomycetes; Eurotiales; Aspergillaceae
Gene: TPS1
Product: glycosyltransferase family 20 protein
Exons: 5
Coding region: 1-1554 (517 amino acids)
Biological process (GO): cellular response to heat; trehalose biosynthetic process
Cellular component (GO): cytosol; alpha,alpha-trehalose-phosphate synthase complex (UDP-forming)
Molecular function (GO): alpha,alpha-trehalose-phosphate synthase (UDP-forming) activity
Source: RefSeq, a predicted model, not a curated record